CAGCAACUCAGCAGACGCCAGACAGUUUUGUCUCCAACCUGGAACAGUGCGUUGUUUGUGUGUCUGUGCGUCACAAAACGUACGUGGGAUGCGAUUGAUUGCUCGGCAACUUUAAUAUCAAUAAUUAAAUAUUAUCAUCCAGUUUUAUUGUCGUGCCGUUGAAAUUUUAAUACGGGAAAUUUUCAGGAGUCCAUUCGACGAUUAUCGUUUUUCUUUGUUCCAACGUAAUAAUAUUUAAUACAUUGACGAUAUUGUUAAAUUAUCGCAGAAUACGUCGGUCGUUUGUACAAGGUGACGGUAGUUGAAUAGUGUUCGCAGUCGGUCACCGCUUUCGUAGUUAGUAUCGCCCUUUCGCCGAGACUGAGGCCAAACGCGCGUAAAAUACGACCAUAUUAUUCGCAGCCAUAUACACAAUAUGGCCGUGUGAAGAACAAUAAUUUAUAGGACUAACAGCGCCAUUCAGUCACACUGUGUUUGGGAAAAAAUAAUGAAAAUUUGUUUUGGCCCGAAAUACAUAAAACACCGUUCUAGGUAAGUCUAGAUAAUUUUAAUCGUUAUUAUUGUUUUCACCCUUUUCCCCCAGGGGCCUCUUUGCUCUUCCCCUUUCGCCGCUCACACUCGUUCGUCCAUAACACGCGGCGGUUGUGGUGUGCCUGUAGGCUGCAACGUCGUCAUUACGUCGUCGACCGCCGCGUUUGUCUUGUACUUGAUGUGCUGUUGACUGGUCACUGCUGGUUCUAGUUAAAAUAUUUUUGACGUUGGUUUAAGUUUAGUCCAUACCACAGCAUAAGUGGGUAGCAUUACAUAGGUAGUGUCUGCGUGCGCGGCCUGCCACCGCCGCCGACACGACUGGAGAGUGGACGAAUAAUAAUUAAUAACACCAAUAAGAAAACGAGGUCAAUAUGGAAAGGUAUUAGCCGCGUGUUACUAUUAACGUGUUACCCGGCCGUAUGUUUUUAUUUCAUGUCUGUCUGUUCCGUGUGUCGUAGUUGCUAUUGUCCGAUUUUUCGGAUCUCGUGUCCGUGUAUCCUUUGUUAACGUUGUGACCCGUGUUCUAUCUCUCCUAGUGGACGUCGUCGAUCUGUUUGGCAUUUUCAACCAAUAUACUAUUGAGUCUUGACAUUGCCAAUAUAAUUAUCUAAUUUAUCGAUCGUUAUUAUUUUCAAUGUAUUCGUGUCACUAGCAUACGUUCACGUCAACAAUAUAAUGUUUGUCUUGAGUAUUUUACACUUCAAAAAAAAAAUAUAUCUGAAAACGUUCUAUUUGAUGAAAAAUUCCGUCGUAUUAGGUAGGUUUUAAAAUACUUUUGAUUUUUAUUUUUAUCUCAAUCUUAUUGAUUCCUAUUGCUUGUGGUGGUGUAAAACGAAAAAUAGUGUUGGUAAUAUACUUUUAGUCAUUAGCUAUUGUUUAUGGUUUACUAUUUUCAUUCUAUGCUUUAAUUUCCAUUGCUAUUCUAAUAAAAUGAAUCAAUAGAUAUAAAUUAUGUGUGGAUUUGCAUGUAAUUACAUAAAUGAAAAGAGGUAUAAGAAUUUUUCAGUUCAACUUAAAACAGAUGUUGCAAUAAAAAAAAAAAACACAUAGUUUAAUUUUGAUAGCAGGUGGUAGAUCAUAUCUAUAACUCCAUUAUAUAUUGAUUAAUAAUAUUAGGUAGGUGAUUAAAUUUUAUAAUAAACUAAGAUUUGUUCUAGUAGUUUUCUGGACAUUUUAUAUUUGUAUUGACAUAAGGAUAAAAUUACUAAGUAAUGUUCAAGGGUAAUGUUAUUGUUUCACAUUUUUUUUUUUUUUUUGUAAAUCAGAUUUAACCUUUAGCAGCUUGUAUUAGGGCAUGUAAACUAUGUAAAAACUUUAUUAGAUUAUUAAAUUUAUAUACCUACUAGUUAAAUAUCAUUGGUUAUUAUUUAUUAUGCACAAUGCACAUAGUUUGUGUAUUAUAACAGUUAUACAAAUUUUGAAGCUUUUGACAUUAAUAAGAGUGUCUAUUAAAAAUGAAAUAAUUUGCGGAACUUAAAUUCACCGUGUUCUGGGUGGCCAUAUCAAUAUUAGGUACAUGCGACGACACAUCUUCUAGAAUACCUCUGAAAAAACCAUAGUUUUAUGGAUCAAAUUUAAUGUGUGCAUGGGUCUUAAUUUUAUCUUGCCAAGUUUAAACUUUGAUUUAGUUAGAUGUUAGUUCCAUAUUAUAUUUACCAAACAAAAUAUAGUUCGUUAAAGAAAAUUUACGAAAUUACUGUAGAAAAAGACAGCAAAAUAGAUAAAAAUAAUAUAAAUAGACAAUUUAUUCUAAAACUGAUCUUAAAUUAUAAACUGCAGUGUAAAGUAUCAGUCUACUGCUAGUCUAUUCCAUAUUAUUUAUACUUUGUUCGCUUUUGCUAUAGUAGGGUUUUCAUUUUUCUUUUUUUUAUUUAGAGUUAUUUCUGUUUUUUCGUUUGCUCUUUAGUUUUUACGAAGUUUGAUUUUUUAAAUUUUGCAUAUUUAAUUAGUAUUAACUCAAAAAUAUGUGUAUUUCAGUGCAUGUGUAUUAUUGUGUGUAAAAUGUUGUAAAACAAUGUACUUAAUUAAUGUGUUGGAGAUUUGAACCUAAAACCGCUCAGCUGGUGUUUUUUGUAAAUACCAUUGCACCAACAAAUUUAUAGUAUAGGAAAGCAUUUUUAAAUAAAAUGUAAAUACUGUUAACCUAUCUAUAAACAUAUGUUUUUGAUUAUUUUUGGCCACCCUAAUAAUUUUUUUCAGACACCAUAUUAUAGUAUAUAUUACUCAGGGCUUAUGUAAUAAUUCUAUUGAUACCACACUAAUUAAAUUUAAAUUGGUUUAGGUUAUAUAAUUUGUAAACACUAUACGCUUUUUGAAGUUGGGUAAUAUUAUAUUUCUUCUAUUUUAUUUAAAAAUAAUAAUUUAGAUUAAUCAUCACUGUUUACAUCAUUCUCAAUAUGAUUCUAUUCCUCUGGAUUCAUUUCUAUAUGUAAAAAUGCAAAAAUAAUAGUUAAUACUCAAUAGUGUACCUAUACUUGUGCAAUUUUGUUUAUUGUAAAGAAACUUUUCAUAACUAUGUUCUCCAAGUAUUUUUAUUUAUUAUACUUAGUAGGUAUUAUUUGUACAUAAUAUAUAUAUAUACCUAUCAGAAUACUUGAUGAAUAAUAUUUUUACAUUUAUUAUCUAGGUACUAAAUCUAAAUAUCUAAAUUGGUAACAAUUAGGUUUGUCUUACAUGAAAAAAAACUUAGAUUGCUAAAAUUACUUACAAGUGUCAACUUAAUCUUAUCUUAAAUUUAUAAAUUAAAUUUUAAAACAAAAUCUGAGUAAAAUGAAUUAUAUUAUUAUUUAUUAUCAAUUUUAUUACUUAACAUUUUAAAUUUUUUUUAAAAUUAAGUAUAUGUUUAGUUUUUUUUUUAACAUUAUUAAUUUGAUAAUUGUAGAUACUAAAUACUCAUACUAUAUGUGAUAUUAUAUAGUAUACAUUAAUUGAGGCGCCCAGAACCCAAGAAGUAUAAGUGACAUUUUAGUGAUUUCAAGCAAAUCAAGUUUAAAGUUAAUAGGAUUUAAUAUUAUUAUAGCAUACUAUCCUAUUAUCAUCAUUGUUCUUGUAUUCUAAUGAUAAAAAUUUUAGCCACUUGGCAAUAAAGAAACAUAAGUGUGUUAACAGCUGUUGUGAACCCUUGUACAAUCUAAUAUCGUGCUUGUACCUAAUUAUUUCUAUUCUGUUUUGAAUCUGUUAUCUUCAUUUGAAGACUAUUUUAGUGAAACCUAGUAUUUCAUACUAGAUCGCAGCCCAUGACUAAUAAUUUCGCUGCCAACUAUUCCUCACAAUAUAUUUUUUUCAUUCUGGCCGUAACUUAGUUGUUUUUUUAGGUAUGCAGGUGGGAUUUUCACUAGUAUACAGGGUGAUUUUUUUUUUAUCAUGAACCAACAAUUAUCUCUGAGUUUUUUAAGUGAAUUUGAUUUCUGUUUUUUCCAAUCAUUAUUGAAUUGUUUAAGCUUUAUUUUAAAACCAUUUUUAGUUUUUACUCCUACUCCAAAUACCUUAAAUAAAUACUUAUUUUUGAUUUUCAAAAAGGAACAUAGAUUUGAAUAGUGAAUAUUUUUCUAGAAAUUUUGAUAUGUAUAACACUCUGAAAAUAUAAAGAAGAUACAGCAAUACGUAAGUCAAAUUAUGUAAGUACAAUUGCUUAUUUGUCAGUGGUUUGGGUUCAUCACCACAGAGGCGCACUACUUCUAUUAUAGCAUAAUAUAUUUAUAUUUUUUGUUGAUAAUGGAAAAUAUCUGGUAAUAUAGUAAUAACUGCAAAUCUUAUGUUAUUAUUUUACGAGACGAUACUACCGAUCACCAAAGGAACACUUUUUUGAUCUGUAAUUCAGAAAAAUUGUAUAUUUUUUUAAUUCAAUUAAAGUAUAUUUACGUAUGAAUAUUAUGAAUUAGUAUCAGUGCCUGCCCGAUAGAUUUCGGAGCCUGGUGCAGAAAUUUGUGGGGUUCCAUAUAUAUUUAUUUAUUUUAUUUUCCAACGGACUUACUUUAUUUUCAUAUAAUUUUAUAAACUUUCUGGUCUUGUUAGAAAUCUAAAUUUGUAUACCUUUAUAUAAACUAAUAAAAUCAAAUUUUUAUUUUUAUAUUAGCCACAAAAUGAGCUAUGUAUAAUUGGUACUAUCUUGAUUUUCAUCGAUAACAACCCAUGUCUGGUACCAGAUAGUAAAAAAAAAAAAACUGUUUAUAUCACCAAUCAAAUAAACGAUUCUUAUCAGUACCUGACUACUUGAAAUAAACGUCACAGUUGCUGCUAAAUGCAGCUAUUCCUACCAUUAAUUAGGCAUACUUAAUCAAUGCUGCUACUAAAUGUGACUGGCGACUACUAUCAAUUUGAGAAAAUGUUGAAAUAUAAUGUGUUAUUAUGAACACAUUAAAUCAUUAAAACCCUAGGUAUAUAUUUUAAAAUAGCUAUCUCUAAUAAUAAUAAGGUAACUGUGUCGUUUAUUCCAAGUAAGCAGGAUGUAUUGAUAAGAACCGUUUUUCUUUACUUACUGGUUGUCUGGUGCUAUUAUAAUGAUUACGAUGUCUGGCUAUUAAAUAACGAGACUGCUUAUGAAAAAUGGUUUUAUUUUAAAAAUUAUUCCACAACCAAAUGUUCCCCUUCAAUAUACUCUCCUCUCCUCUUCACACACCGUUUCAUUCGUUUCUUCCAUUGCUCGAGGCAAUGCUGGAAGUCUGUUUUCGUAAGACCAUUCAGGAGUUUCGCCGAUUUUUGUUUCACCUCUUCCAUCGACUCAAACAGGAUUCCUUUUAAGUCAGACUUUAUCUUCGAAAACAAGUAAAAGUCGCAGGGUGCCAAGUCGGGUGAGUAAGACGCGUGUUCGAGUACUGGAGUGCCUUAAGCGGCCAAAUAACGCUUCACAGACAGGCAGGUGCGUUAUCCUGGUGCAAGAUCCAUGACUUGUUUUUCCACAAUAUCGACCGUUUCUUACGAACUCAUUCGCGCAAUGUUGCCAAAACUGUCAAAUAGUAAUGUUGGUUCACAGUUUGACCCUCUGGAACCCAUUCAGUCAUCACGAUGCCGUUGAUAUCGAAGAAAACGAUCAGCAUGGUUUUGAAUUUGGAUUACGACUGAAUUGGAUUCCGGUGCACUCUCGACCUUCAGAAAAUAAUUUAUGCCACUCAAAAUCACGCGCCCGAGAUAGGAAAUCCUCACUAUAGGCCUCUUUUAACAACUUAUAGCACUCAGUUGGAGUUUUUUUUAGUUUAACGAGAAAAUUUUACGUUUAUCCGUUGCUCAUGUUUUUCGUCACACAUCGUUUUCGGCAAGAGAAAAAAACAUGUUCGUUUCUAAACACUACAGAAAAAAUACUAAUGCACCAACAAAAACCCAAUUUUGUACUGGCAUAAUAGACACUUCCAGCUAACCAGCGAUGUAUUCGGUUUUCUCCUAGUCUUUUUGGGACGCUUUCUGCGCGCACAGCCUCGUUAUUUAAUAGCCAAACCUCGUAUACGAUAAAUAUGCGACGAAUACUGAUACGCAUACGCAAUAGACACCAGUCCCCUUAGCACCACGAAUUAAGAUAUCACAAAUUCUCCUGAAAACUAUGAAUUGUGUCGUUUAGACCCGUUUGCCGUGUUACCAUCAAUAUUAUAUUUCAUAGUUAUUGAGUAGAACAAAAUACAAAUUUCCUACAGGCAAUGCACGUGUGUAUGAAAAAUAAAUAAUUUUAAAAUAGUUAUGAUAAAUAUUUUGUGUAAACAAAACUGUAAAAGAAAAGUAUAGUUGCCUAUUAUUAGCUGUGUAAAGGAGAUAGUGAGGGCAUAACCCUCCAUAAUUUUAGCACCCGCUAAGUUGGUGGUCUAGUUGCGCUUAUAACUAUUAUCCAUAAACCUUAUAUUAAUAGACGGAACAUGCAUGGUAGGCCUAUACUAACCUCAAGAGAAGCUCGGUUCACAGAAUAGCGGCCAACUAAGGACAAUUAUUAAAGCGCUCCUACAUUCCCGCCUUAUUACUAUCUGAAACUAUCCUUUUUAAUCUAUGUAGACUUUGCUUAAAACAGAUAUUAAGUUGAGACAUUAUAAUGAUGCUAGAUUAAAUUCAGCUUUGUACAAAGCAAUGAUGUACAGACUAUAUGUCUAAAAACAGUCAAUUUUUUAAAGAAUAUUUUAAUGACUUCAUCAAUAAAAGAAAAUCUAUAUAUUUCUUAACCAAAGUGAAAAAAAAAUUAAAUUUUUAAUAACAUACAAUGAGUCAAAUGCUUUCUUUGAUCAAAUAAUUCAAUUUUAUACACAUUUUGAUAAACUAAUACUGUAAUUUGUAAAACCUUUUUUUACGAGGUCAGGAAGGUUAAUAACAACAUCCCUAUGCGUUCAAAAUUAACUAAACUAAUGCAUUAGAUAUUAUUCAUGUCUAAAAUAUAUCAGUUAAAUAGUAGAUACGAAUUGCCAAUUAUUAACCUUGAUGUGAUACUUCAGCUACUGUUUUUAAACUUAUCAUUAUUUUAUGUGUUAUUGUGUAAUAAUUAUAUCAUGCAAAUAAAUGUGCAUUACAAUAUUGGAUAAAAAAAAAAUAAAUAUUUUCUUUUUUAAUUGACUCAUUUGAAUUUAAAAACAGGGAUUGUAUUUUAUCAUACGUACUUAAAGAAUAUAACUCAAAAUAUUUGUUUUAUUUAUUCAAAAACCAAAAAUUAUAGCCUAUUCAUGUCUUUAUUAUCUUUAGGUACGACACCCUAUCCUAAGUCGUGGUAAAAUGUGUUUUUGUCCCCAGCCGUGGGUUCCACUUUAGUGGUGCGCUCUAGUUGUAGUUAUAUGUUUAUCAUUUAUAGAUUCAAAUUUUACCACUAGAUAACGCAACCUGAGCGGACCCGUUAGCAUAUAAACAUUUCGUACAUGAGCUCGGCACCUGUAUUAAAAUAGUUUUAAGAUUGAUUUUUUUGAAUUUACCGCCCAAUAUUUUGUAUAAUACACAUAGUACAUAUUAGAAUAAUUUAAAUGAAAUGUAUAUACCUUAAAAAUAACCCUCGAUUUGUUAUACAAAACCAUGUCGGGUAGGUAAUAGGAAAAAAUGAAAAAGAAUUUUGGGUGCACCUAGAGACCUGGCAAGGGUCACUCGUUCCCAGCGCUCGCUUGAACCGUUGUUUUAAUCAAAAAUAACCCUCAAUUUGUUGUGUAACUCCAUGUCAAGGAUAGGAUAAAAAAAUAAAUCUGGGUAAAAUAAAAAUGUUUGAAUCAUAUACGGAAAUUAGAUGCGUGUUUUUUUUUCACAAUAAAAAUUGCAAAAAUUUAUUACGUCUCAGACGGUAUUGAACUCGGUCACAUACAGAUACAUAUCUUACUUGUAACGCGUUCCUAAUACGCCACGGUCACUUCUGAAAUGAUAAAAAAAUGAAUAGGUAUUUUAGCUAAAACCGUGAUAAUUGGCUCCAAAAAUAUUUGGCGGUAUAUUCAAAUAAACCAACCAUAAAGCUUGAUUUUAAUACUGGUGCCAAGCUUAUAUACAGAAUGCUUAUAUGCGACCCGACAAAGGAGACAUUAAGAGUCAUGGUUAAACAGUGAUUAGUUAGUCAAUGAUCAAAUUUUAAUCGUUGUUCUCUGUGUGUUUGGUGGACGAUUAGGUUAUGGUUAAUGAAUGAUUAACUAAUGAUGUGGUUGUUUUUAUACACUAUUUUCAUUUUAUUACAUUACAGCCUGUACUCAUUUACGUGAUAGUCAGUCUUAUCAUCAUUUAUAUUAUCAUUUUACUGAAAUAAUAAUUGUUCUCUGUUUUUGAAUUUGAUUUUUGUUAUAAAUAUUUUAGAUUUUUAAAUUUGAAUUUUCUUUGUUAAUUAUCGAGCAAUUACCUAAAAUUUACUACUCAUUUUAUGGCAUUUUAUGCUUGUAUCGCAGAAAAACUAAGAACCCAAAAAUAUAUUAAAAAAACCAUACGUGAACAAUUACGGUUGCGGAUAAUAUCUUCUAGGUAACGAACUGUAUUCUAUAAUAAUCGAAAUCGACCAACAAAUUCAUUAUCUCUUUACCAUGUUUAGUGAUCAGUUCGAGGCCGGAAUAAUCUUGGAGCAGCAAUUAAAACUAUCAGAUUUUCAAAUUUCUCAUCCUCAAAAUCUGAAUCAUCCAUCAUAAAACUAUAAUGUUGCCGAACAUAUUUAAUAAUUUAUUUGGUAUAACAUUGAAAUCAAAACUCAGUGAUAAGACGAUUUAAUAAUAAAUUGAAAUAAAUAACAAAAUUAACUAAUCAGUAUUUAAUCGACCUCAGGUGGUCGAUUAACUUAACGGGCAUAUAAUCAAAGAUUACGGAGUUAAUUGGCACUGUAUAAUAAGAAAAGGUCUUAAUUAUUGAGUAUAGUUUAAUCACAGUUUAACCGAGCACUUACAAGCACGAUUAAAUAUAUACCGAUUGCCUAACGGCUAUGUUAUAAGUGUUAUCACGUGGCAAUUAAAAUUGCUCUGAGGAACAGCUGCUUAACUAACUUAGUGCCCUCUCUGUCCGUGAAAAUAAUGUUAUAUUACAAUAUUAUGUAAAAUUAUUAUAUUUCCGCCUAAUUUAAAAGCACACAACCAUUACGAUCACAACUAAAGAAACAACCAUGUGCGAAUCUAGGAUGUAAUUAUCUUUUUUAUAGUGUUUUAAAAAAAUAUAUUUAUGAAUGUCCAAAAGUAUUUUUACAUUAUAAUAGGUAUUGUGUUUUACAUGAAAAAUUAUGUCAUGUUGUUUAUCUGUAUGCUCUUAUAAAGUUUUAAAAACCAGUACCAUUGAUUAUGAAUACUAACGUAUUUGUAAUCAAUGUCAGUACGUUUGGGGUACCGAAGAAAAUUUCUUUAAAGGUUGAAUGAGAGAAAGCUUUUGGUGUUAUACUAGGAAAAAACUUUAGAAUACUAUUUUAAAAAUGGAAACAUUUUAAACACAAGUGUAUCUGAAUAAGGCAUCGGAAAAUAUACAGUUAUUAUUUUUUUGGUUUAUUAUUUUGUAAUGAUCACAGAAAAUUGUAUUUACUUUAAUUUUCUUAUAAUAAAGCCAAAUAUUCUGAAAAAAAAAAAAAUACUGAUAUUUUUAAAGCAUCCAAAGCUUGGUAUAGAUAUUAUUCCAAUUAAGUCUGAGUUCCUCGAGAUUUCACAUGCAUCACAAGUAUUAAUAACAAUGAUUGUUUUGAAUAAAAUAUAAUAAAUAAUAUGUAUUAAUUUUGUAAUUUGUGAUUAAAGUUUUAGGUCAUAACUCUAACCGUGAAUCACUAAUGAUUUAAUAUUUCACAUUUACAAACAUGCAUAUUUUUUGAAUUACGAUAGUGAUAUAAUGUAUACUCUGUUCAAAAUAAGAAUAGUAGUCGGCGGCGACGAGUUUUCGUCUCCGUCGGUCAGAUUCAAGCCCUUUUUUCAUACCGCUUGGUCAACCACCUGUUCAGCCGACGAUGUGUUAUUUUUUUUAUAAAACAUACAUUUUUUUUUUACCCACAUAAUGCAUUUUAAGUUAUUUGUGCUAGUCUGUUGUCGAUUAUAGACUAAUACCGCUCUCUGGAACGGCAGAGCCGACGCACCGCGCGCGUAGUAUAGGCGACGCCUAUGCGCAGAACUCGGCUGCCGACUGCUAUUCUUAUUUUGGAUACAGUAUAGUAGAUACAUAUUUUACUGUGAUCUACGAGCGCUACAGAAUUGUUUUAUCAUCCGACUAACAUUGUUGUCACAAUUACAUAGCCCGUUGGGCAAGCAGUAUAAUAUUUUUAACCGUGCUUCCAAGGCCCACUUGCAGACCUAAUAAUCUAAGACCGUAGGUAUGACCAAGAUAAUUAAUGUAUCAGUAUUGCCAAUUCAGAUAAAUAAAACUAUGAUUGACCUUAUUAUUGUGUUACAUAAUAAAAUAAUAAAGCCAAAUAAAUUUAUUAAAAUUGUUAAUACUCGUAAAUAAAUAUAUAAAUAAAUCCCGUGAGUCGCGUUUUACAUUUUGACUUUGAUAUGCCUGAUGAUGAAUUUUUAAUUCGAAACCAGUCGUAUAAUGCACUUGCCAUAAUUCUCCAGGCGACGCCGCCUGACGUCAUUCAUUCAUUCAUUCAUUUUUUUUAUUUCUGUAUUUAUUUACUAUAUUUGUUGUAUUUCGAUAAUUAUUCCAUUAUGACUAUCAAGGUUAUUUGUUUUUAACUUCGACCAUAUUACCAUAAUAUAAAGUAUAAACUUACUACUUAGUUACUCUUACACUACUAAUUUAGUUUUAUUUUAUACUAAAUAGGUAAAGAAAUAAUAAUGACAGCAACCAUAUACAAGCUUGUACACAAAAAAAAAUUCAGGGGGGUUUAUAAAAAAAAAAAUAUUAAAUUUGUAUAAAUAAAUUAUACAACUAUUAAUUUUGAGGGGAGGUUUGAACCCUUCUGUAUACGUGCCUGUCCAUAUAUUGUUCAAUAUUUUUAAUACGGAUUUUUAUCGUGAGCAUAGACGUCGUGCGGUGUACUUCGGUGCUUUAUAGGGACGCGGUUUAUUUACGACACUAUUAUGUUCCGACUUUAAGGAUAAGCUCUAUGAUAUUAUCUAUUAACUUUGGUACGUAAUAAGUUGAUUAUUGUAAUUGUCUAGUUUAUCACUGACGAAUCAUCAGUAUCGACUGGGGAGUCGAUCUAAAUAAAAAUAAGAGCUAAUCCUGAGGAUUGGCGCAGCCACUGUUGUAGAUGGGUGUUAAGGAAGGUGUGAUACAUAGUUGUUCAAUUUAAACGUGUAACUAACGAUAAACCACUGAUAACGAAAAACAAUUUUCGUCAAAAUUUGAUUUUAAAACUUCUAAAAAAAUUCUGCAUUAAAUUAAAUUUUUUUUUACUACUGAGUAAGACUUAUAACUUCCUAUCAAAUUUUAAAACAUUUAUUUUAAGUCUCAUUUUAUCUAUAGAGUACCUACUGAAUACAAAUAAUAUAAAAAAAAACUUGCAAAAUUAAAAUGUCUAUAUUUUUGGUUUUUCCCAAUUAUUUCAAAAACUUUUUGGAAAAUCCAUAAAUUACCUCCUCAAUUCAUCAAUUGGAGAAAAUUAUCUUUCAGAAAAGGUGCUGUAGUCUAUUAUUUGAAGAAAGUUUGCUGGUGAAAAAGUUAUUAACAGGAAAAAGACAUAUUAAAAUCAAUAGAUCCUUGGCUACUCUCCGAAUCUAAAAAGAAAAAAAAAGAAAUAGCAGUUUCAUGGCAACACUGGAAAAUUGCAAUGUAUUGGACCAUUUUGAGACUAUGCUUUUAAUUCCCUGCUGUUUAUUUUAUGAUAGCAUGGGUGAGAUAAGUAUUUACUUCGAUACCCCAUUUUACUAUUUCAGACAGUAAAUUGUUCAUAUGCUUACUGUGCACAAUCUUAUUGAUCGUAGUGUAUAAUAUAUACUUAGGGACGGGGGUACUUGUUCGAAAAUCAAAAGGUUCCGAAAUUGUAAAAGUACUGACAACCAUUGUCAAGGAAAAAAUGUUUUAUAUACUCUAUCCAAAAUAAAAAUAGUAGUCGGCAGCCGAGUUCUGUGCAUGGGCGUGGCUUUUGCGACAAAUAUGCUUCAAGAAGGACAAUAUAGAGUUAUUUAACAUAACAUAUAAUAUCAGAACUUCAAAAAGCUAUAAUUUCGAAACUGAGUCAGUCUGCCUAAUUCUGACUUCACCAUCGUUCUUAAAUCGGUAAUAUACAAAUGUUCAAAAAAAAAAAUAUACAAAUGUUCAAAAAAAAAAAAAAAAAAAAAAUGAAUAAUUAGAUUUGUUCCCCACAAUUUUUUACUUAUCGAUUUUCGUCAAAAUUUGAUAUUAAAAUUUCCUUAUAAAAAAAAAUAUAUAAAACAUCUAGAUAGCAAACUUUAGUAUUAUUAUUGUCGCCAACAAAAUGGCCGCUGUCCUUAUCUAAGAGGUGAUUGUUUAUGUUUUAUAGUAUUGAUAAGGAACGAUGUUAUAAUAUUUAAAUAUUAUGUAGAUUGUACACGAUAUAGUAAAGUUCCAAAAUAGUAUCUUAUCAUUUAUCAUAUCAAUUUAGUUUGUAAACAUUCACCUCUUAAAUAUUGAUUGGCUGCCAUUUUGUUGGCGACAUUAUUUUAUACGUAUACACUAUAGCAGUCGUCUAUUUAGUUUUUCCAUCUGUGAGUAAUACCCAGUUGUCAAAAAAAUGAUAAGGUAAUUGUAACUACAGUGUCUUUCAAUAAUACUAACAUCAAAAAGAUAAAAUUGAAAUCAAAAUGUAGUUACACCAACAAUAUAGGAAAAAAAUUGUUUUAAAUUAUUUGAAAUAUGUAUUCGUGAUAUACGGAAAUAUAUAAUUAUUUUUGAUGUAUUCAAUAUGUAAGUUUUUUUCUUGUAAUUUAUUACGAAAUUCAUAGUCUUAUGCUAUAAUUCCUAUAUUUUAUAUUUCAUUAACAUAAAGAUCUUUUUUAUUUUAUAAUCUGAUUUUUUUUAAAACAAAUUAAAUAAUGAUGGGUAUGCAUGUUAGUAUACUUUUAUUCAUUUAUACACAUUUUAAUUCAAAAUCUAUCGUCGAAAUAAUGCAAUAGUCGUGCACUACGGUUACCGAUUAAAACUGUCCGAUGAGUAUACACUGAUUUCAGAUAAAUUGUUUAUAGUUUGUAAUUUUUGACAAAGUCCAAGUACGUCCAUAAAAGUGACAAAAUAUGAAAUUAUUGAAUAAAACACCAGAAGUGUACUAUGCUUAUUAAGGAUUACUUUUAGCGCAAGAUUUAACGUGUGUGUUAUAAUUCUGAUAUUUGGUACCGGCUGUAUGUGGGUGGGUUCACAACGAGCGCGCUCCCAUCGUCAGCUCUGGUCGUACCAGGUGGGGAUGCGCGCCGUCGAACGAAAACUGGUCGGGAAAGCGGUAUGUUCUCUUUUGAAAUUGAGUACUGACGCUUGUGUUUUUGCAACAGCCAAACACUUUUUCAUCAAACUGAUUACGAUGUUAUCGGUUCGUUAACUAGUUAUUAGCACGAUAAGAUAGAUCUAUCUUGUUUUCCUUCAUUUUUCCCUUCUUAAGUGCUUUUAUUUAAAAAAUGACGUCGAAAAUCAAAAAAUUACCUGAUUAAAAUAUAAUCUAGACAACUUGGGCCUUUAGAAAAAUUGUUACACUUAUACAUCGGAGCAAGUGUACUAUGAAAAAACUUGUCCACAGGCUAGAAUAAAGAACAAUAAAUAUACAACAUUGUAAAACCAAUAGCUCCCUCUCUACGCUCGUAAUCUCAAACAGUUUGUUAAAUUUACAAUUUUACAUAUAUUAACGGAGCCCACAAACUAUAACUUACUUUGUUUCUAUUCAAUUAAAUAAUCAGGACGACCUGAAAACAGUGGCGUGACCAAUGGGAAGGGAUGUAACAAGUACAAAUCGUGAUAAAAAAAGUAAAAUUGUCUUCUUUAUACUCGACUAUGGAAAUUGGUAAUUUAAAAGCCGGAUCCUAAAAAAAAAUCCAAUUUCUAAUCAAUACAUUAAACUUUUUCUCAGAAAUUUAUCAGUUUUUCGAUAUUAGAUUACCUAUAUUUUGUUGUAUUUUUAAACCAAUGGGGAGAAUAUAACCCCAAACUUCUUCCCCUCUUUGAUACGCCUCUGCUUAUAAAAGGUUUUUGAGUAAUAUACAUUAAUAUGCUGUAUUGUAUAGUUUUUAUAUCUGUGAUAAUACAUUAUUGCGCACAAUUUGUAUACCAUUUAUUGGUAAAGUACUCAUUCAUUUUUAUCAAUCAUUAUUUUAGUGACUUAGAAAUAUAUUGUAAACACUUGUCUUGAUAAACUCUUACUAAAUUAUUUACUUAUUCAGUGUAUAAACAAACAUAAAGUUAAGUUCAUAUUUUGAUUCAAAUAUAAAUAGCUAGUCUUAAAAGUACUAUAAGUACAUAAUUCUUGUAGAUAUCGUACAAUUUUUUAUCUAUAGCCCAGAUAUUUUCUGAAAGUAAUAUUACUAUAUUAUACCCAGCCUAAUUGGAUUUUUUGGAACAUAAUUAAUCUAGUAUUAAUGAAACAACUUUAAAAUAAGUAUAGUAGAAAAAUACUUUUUUUUGUUAAAUAUAAAUAUAUUUAUUAAAAAUAUUAUAACACUGUUUAAUUGUAUCAUCUAAAGACAUGUUAUUGGUGUCAUUAGUAAUAAGUUUUUUUUUAUUUUGAAUACACCUAUUUUUAUAUUAUUUACAGUCUUAUAUUUACAUAAAAGAAAAAUUUGAUUAGUUACUACAAUAUUUUUAAAAGUUUGUAUCCAGUUGUAAUAUUAAAAUUAGAUCAGUUUAAAAGUCAAAACACAAGAUUACUGAAUUGAAAUUAUGAAAAAUAAACUAUUUUAACAUUAUGCCGAAGGUUUUACAUUUUUUUUUUUGUGAUACAAGAACUGAACAAAUUUUUUUCUUUAAAAUUUAAUUAUUUGCCUAUUAAGGAAUGCUAAAAAUGUAGGAUCCUAAAUUAAGGGCACUAAGUUUUACAAAUGUACUCCAAUUUUACUAUCAUUGGUAAUGAUACAAAUUUUUUACUAAUCAAACCUACCCAUAUAUUAUUGAUACCCAUUUAAGAUAAAAUGGUACAGUCAGAUAAAAAUAUUGGUACUUACAGAAGUUCAGUUUUUAAAGUAAAAAUAUAUUUGAAUUUAUAAAGAAAUUAAGUUUGCAUCAAUCAAAGCACUUUUUUAAUUUUAUCAAAUAUUUAUAAAGAAUAAAAUAUUUGAAAUUCAUAUGGAUUUGUAAGUGAUAAAAUAAAAAAUAUUUAUAUGAAAACUAUGCUUCUACCAAUGCAAAGUAAAAUAUCUUAUAAAUUUAUAUAUGUUUAUAUUUUUAAAAUCAACCUACAGGACCAAGUACCUUAAUUUUUGUUAGAUCUACAUAACAAUUUGUUUAUGAUGUUUGCAGUGGCCCUAUAAAUGUCUUUAUUAUAAUAUUUAUAAUCAACAAUUAAAUAAUUGAAUAAUAAUAUGUAGGUACACUGAUAAUCUUGAAUAUACAUAAGAGUAGUCUUUAUUAUUAUUUGUUUUGUUAUUUAAUCGGGUUACCCCCAAAAUUUGUUUAAACUAUAAACAAAUAAAUUGUGUAAAGUUUUAUGCUGUAAUUGCAAAAAACCAAAAACUCAUAUUUUAUAGUUUUGAAGAAAUUCUGGGAGCAGUCUAAUUAAAACCUGUUAAAAAAAUUCCCCAUACAUACAUUAAGAACCACUCUAAUUUUGUAGGUAAAUCAAUAUUUUGAGAUAGAAAAAAAAACCUAUUUGUGAAAAUAUUAUUUAAAAUUUAUCUUAAUUUAAUUUAUAUUUUAUAGAGUGACAUGUACAGCAGUCAAUCACAAGGUUUGUGUUCAGAACGGCUGGUGGCUGAUGAAAGUGUCGCAAUUGUCACGCAUCACAAAAAACGCAAGCUGGACCAACUACAUAGCGCCGCUUGCGGCCCUGAAAAUUACCACCAUAAUAAAUAUAAAUUGAGUUCGUUACACCACCAUUACGAACCAAUUGUUGAAUUGGUGCCAUAUGAACCAAUCAAGUACCGUAAACAUCAUGGUACUUCAAUUACAUCAUCCAAUAUUAAAACUAGUCCAACUUCGGCACAUAAUCAGAAUUUUAUACGGGCAUCAACUAUCAAAUUAUUAGAUACAUAUCAACGUUGUGGACAAAAGGUAAACAACGUAGGAGUUUAAUUUUAUUCUAAAAAAUUUUUUUUCUUUUAUAAUUUUAUCUUUAUUAUAAAAAAUUGUUACUCACAAAUUAAUUAGGUUUAAUUGAUUUAGAUUUUUAAUAAUAUUAGAUAUUAUUAGAUAUUAUUCUUAUUUGCACUAUUAAAUAUAUAUUGUUGACUACUCAAAAAAACUUCAGUAAUUCGAAAUUUAACAAAUUUUAUAAAGCUGGCAAGAAAAUUAUUAUUGUAGAUUGUGGUGUUCAUCAAGUUAUCUUUGACACAAAGGUAGUUUUUAAUAUUUGACCUGCCUUAAUAAAUAGUGAUUUAGUUGUUAGUUUUCGGCAUCUGAUAAAUAAUAAAACUGGUUAUAAUUGCCAACAUGGCAACAUCUGUUUCACAAUUACCAUUACUAAGGCACUGUAAUAGAUUUAUGCACCCUACCGUUAGUUAAUGCACUAUAAAUAUUUGUUUAUUUUAUAAACAUUCCAUUCAAUAAAAAUUAACAACCCCCCCUCCGCUCACUUUUAAGUGGAUCUUAAGUUCAACUUUGUCCACUAUAGAUAUGAUAUUAUGAUAUGAUUCAAUAAUCAAAAAUUUUUCUAUCAGAGAUCUUGCUCUGAUUUUUAAGUGUAGCACCUUUUUUAAAAGGAAAUCGAUGUAGGGAUGUACUUUAGGGAGUUAAAUUUUUAGUCUAUAAUAUUCGAUGAAAAUCAACUAAUAAUCAGUAGUAAUAAAUAGUCAGUUGCACCCGUCCUCAUUAUCCUAGGACUUCUCUUUUUUUUUUUUAAUUUAUAAUUUAAUAAUAUUAAUAAUUGCUUAAUGUACAUAUUGUUUAAUACAUUUUUAAAUAUUAUUAAUAUUAUUAGCAAUUUAUUUUAUUGAUAACAGAAACAGUUACAUUAGAACAACAUGUUAGUUUAAAAGUUCUCAAAAGUUAUUACGUAAGUUUGGCCGUUUAGGUAACUAAAAUGGCUAUAGGCUACUAUAGCUCUUUUCGUUUAUUGUCUAUACAAUAUACAUCUCCAAAACUAAUAAAUAAUAACCACAGCUCUAUUAUUUAUCACUUAUUUGUUAUUAGUUAUGAAGGUUACCACUUUUUCGAUAACAGAAAUAUUGUUAUGAAAGAGAAAUAAAAUUAUAUUUUUUCAGAGGAAGGGGGUCCGGGGGUAAUACAUAUCUUGCAACGAACAUAUUAAGCCAAGUUUACACUUCAUGGGAGCAAGCUCGGUCGAGCUGAGGUGAUCGCGAGCAAUAUUACAUGUGCGCUCUGUGUAAACACUAUGGUCGAGCCGGCCGAAACCGCUUUAACUGGUUAUAUACAACUGGUUAUACAUUUGUCCACAAGAAUUAAAAUAAUUGAAAUUAUUCUAAACGAAUAGGAACUAUUUCUUGGGAAAUUGUAUAAUAAAUAAUAAUAAUGUAUCCACACAUUAGACAAUUAUUUUAAAAUAGAACUAUACAAAUAUGUUUUUUUUUUUUAUUAUUAUAUAAAUGAGAUUAUAUUUUUUGUAGCAUUUAUAAAUAAUACCUAUGCUUACAAAUAAUAGUUAUUUUAUCAAAAUAUCGAAUAUUUAAAUACUUAUACUAUAAAUUAUAUAAUACCUACUAAUUAUUUAGUUAAUUUAAUGUAAUAACAAUAAAAUAAAUUAAUAUAAUAAGUAAUUAUUAAUUGGUUUCAUACUUUUAUCAUUAUAUUAUAGUUAAAUUCAAUAGGUACGUCUCUAUGAAUUAGUAAUCGCCAAGCUUUGUGCAUAACGAAGUUUUUUUAAAAAAUAAAAUUAUAAUUCAAUACAGUUGCGCCAUAGUCGGCUCAAUAACGUGAAAAAGCCGUUCGAUUAUGAUUAACGACCUUGGUUCAAAUACUGAUAAAUCCUUUGAACACGACACCGAGACCGAUAAUCGUUGGCUCGCGAGCGAAAAGAUUCAAACCGAACCGCUCAGUGCUCACUCAUGCCUGCGCUCAUGUGUAAACGCGGCUUUAGGCACGUUGUCUAAUCGGCAAAACCACGAUUAAAGUAAUAUUAAUUGCGUUAUUGGCGUUGCCUGAAUCAUCCGGCCACUUGAACAGUGCGUUGCACGAACUGCUAUUUCUUACCUCGGCCGUCGCCAACACGGCCAAGUUGUCGAGCAGGAUCGUGCACGGCCGGUCAUUGAUAGGAUAAUGUUAUCGCUAAAUUCACGAUUCGUUUACGUGUUCAAAUGUAAAUAUUAGUAACAUUACUUAAGAGGACUCUACGCCGACAUCUACUGUCUCCGUCUUACAAACGCGACACACAGCAAACUUGCGUUCAGUAAGACAUAUUUUUUGCCGUUAGUUUCAAUAUUAAAGCAAAUUAACUAAUUACCAAACUUAAAGGUAAGAAGAUUGUAUAUGCCCAAGCAUUGAUGUUUUUUUUUGAUAUUUAAAUUUUUAAAUUGUGAUAUUUAACAUAUUCAUAUCUCAUUUAAGAAAAAUGUAUCCUACUGAACGCAAAUUUGCUGUCUUGCGUUUGUAAGACGGAGAUAGUAGAUGUCAGUGUGACGUCCUCUUAAGAAUUAUUAUGGACAACAAAAUAAAAUGAAAUUAAUAUUCGUGAAGUAUGUAAUAUUAAAUAACAAAGUAAAAAUAAAAUAAAUAAAUAAAUAAAUGCGUCGCCUGUAAUAUUAUGAUAAGUGUAUUAUAUGGAGUAUUACCUGGAGAGUACCUGGAGUAUUAUGAUAAAUGUAUUCAUUCAUUUAUUUAUUAAAUAUAUAAUAUUUGUUUUCAUAGAACAUCUUGAAACUUAGGUAUCGUUCGUUUGUAUAAUGAAAAUGUUAAUAUUUCAGCUCAAUAAUUAAUAUAAACCUGCGCUUUAAGGAAACAAUAUUACUAUUAUAAUUUUACUAUUAAAAUAUUUACCAUCAAAUCAUAUACUUCAGAGUUAGGGAUCCCAUAUGUCCCGUAUUUGGGACCAGCGUUUCGGUUUCCCGACCAAAUGUUCUAAACAACAUUUAUCCCAUAUUUCGAAUCCCCAUUCCGUAUUCAAAUUAGCGUGUUAUCAUGAAAUUUGGUAGUAAAUAUCACUGUAGAAGUGUAGACAAAUUACAUUUUAAAAUUAUGUUGACUUAUUAAUAAUAUUUAUUAACUGACGUUUGAUUUCAACAUUAUUUUUCUUAAGCUUUUUGAUUUUAAAUGGAUAACUUUUGAAUUACAGAAUAGUUCUGAGGGCUACGCUCUAACCAUCACCCCCUCCCACCACAUAAUUUGUUACAAUAUAUGUAAAUUUUAAGUGAGAUUUAAAAUGUCCUGUAUUUAUAAUACAUAAAUCUGGGAUCCCUUUAGUGAGUUAAUGGUUUGGAGCACAGAUUUUUGAAAUUGUAGUAAUACACACAUAAUAUUGUUGUCACUUAAAAACUGAACAGUAUUUUUUCCUCAAUUUUUUAAAUUUAAUUAUUAUUUAACAUUUAUCUACAUAAAUCUUAAAAGAGCUAUGUCCUAUGUAGAUGUAACUUUGGGGUGUACAGUGCUAGAAAAUACAAUAUUUUCUUCUCUGAUCUGAGCAGUCGAAUUUCCAGACAAAUGAUAUGAAAGUAAAAAAAAAUUGUCAACAAUUUUAGAAGCUAUUUAGAAUCUGCAGGUGGUACUUCAUAAGAAAAUAAAUUAUUUUUGAUAUGGUUCAUUUUAAACAUGUCAAAUUUAGCACCAAAGUUUAAAAGUCCUCUCUAUCAAACAAAGGUCAUCCCAAUCUACAGUAUUAAUAAAACUACUAUACUCCUCUGAUCCACAAUAAAACAUUACCUUUUUGCUCAUAUAUGUUACUCCCCACUUUGAUUGAUCGUUGACUGUUACUGAACAAUAGUGUGUAUGCGCAAAAUCAGAUUAUCAAGACACAGUAAUGUUCUCUUGUGGGCUGCACUUUUUGAAAUUUAUUUCUAUGAAACGAAAUAGUAAUAUUUAUUUAUUAAUCAUAAUAUCCCUUUAAUUCUGUAGCGUAAAUCGUGUGAAGGUGGUGUAACAAAUGGUGUGGAAUCAAGUUGUGGAGCUGGAGGAGCAAAUACUGCAUCAACUACUACGACUACCACUACUACAACAGGACAACAAGGAAAACAGGGUGCUGAUGGUGAUUAUCAGUUGGUCCAGCACGAAGUACUAUACUCAAUGACGAACCAAUACGAAGUUCUGGAAUUUUUGGGUCGGGGGACUUUCGGACAGGUAGACACAGUUUUUUUAAACUUUUGUUUGAGUAAAUAUAAUCUAAAUCAUUAUAUUUAAGGUUGUAAAAUGCUGGAAAAAAGGAACAAAUGAAAUUGUUGCUAUUAAAAUUUUAAAGAAUCAUCCAUCAUAUGCUAGACAAGGUCAGAUUGAAGUAAGUAUUUUAUAUAAUUGUAUAAAUAUCCAUAUAAUGUUUAUUAUUUUUUGCUUGAGGAUAACAUUAAAAAAUAAAUAUAAAAUAUUAUUUUGAUUAGUCUUUAUAAACUAAUCAUAACUAACCCAACAAUUAUACAAUACUUACCAUUUAUUUUAAUUUAUUAAUCAUAUUUCAAGAAAUGCUUUAAAUAUUUUAAAUUUUAAAAAAAUUGUUUAUUAAAUAUUUUUAAAAUUAUUUUAUUUUGUUCGAUUUUUAUUAUUAUUAAACUAAUUCAUACAAGUUCUAAGUCUAUAAAUGCAAUUUUCGUUUAUUAAAUAGUAUGCAAUAAAUGGUAAGUGUGCUGACUCAAAGAUAAUAAUUUAUUUCCCAUAAAGUACUAAUAAACUUCUAGCGAAAAUGUCACAUCUCCAUACCUGGUAAUUUGAUGACGAAAAGAAAAGAUCCUAUUUCUGAUAGUUAAUAUAGUGACAGAACUUUUACGAAUCUGUUAAGUCUUUUACAAAACUUUUAUGUCUGAUGUUAUGUUAUUUUAUGAUAUUUUAACUGUACUAAGUGAUAUACGCGUUAAAUUUAAUACUAAUAUCAUUUAAUUUAAUUUUUAGUUUUAGGUACUGUUGUAGUUAAUUAAAUUAAAUAUAUAUUUAUUUUAAUGAAGGUAAGCAUUCUAUCACGGUUGAGUCAAGAAAAUGCAGACGAAUAUAACUUUGUUCGUGCCUAUGAGUGUUUUCAACACAAAAAUCAUACAUGUUUGGUGUUUGAAAUGUUGGAGCAAAAUUUGUAUGAUUUCCUGAAACAAAACAAAUUUAGUCCAUUGCCAUUAAAAUUUAUUCGACCCAUUUUGCAACAAGUUUUAACUGCUUUGUUAAAAUUAAAGGUAAUUUUAAUCUUGUAUUUUUUUUUUUUUUUUUACUUCUAUUUUAACCAUUUUUAAAAAAGUACAUAAGUACUAUAAAUAAUAUCCAUAAUUUUUGAAAACAAAUAUUUUUUAAAUGUUAAACAUUGUUUUGAACAUUUAAUUUAAUUUUUUUAUAUAGGAUUUAGGUCUUAUUCAUGCAGAUUUAAAACCAGAAAAUAUUAUGCUUGUUGAUCCUAUCCGUCAACCUUAUAGAGUUAAAGUUAUUGACUUUGGUAGUGCAUCUCAUAAAAGUAAAGCAGUUUGUAACACAUAUUUGCAGAGUAGAUACUAUAGAGCUCCUGAAAUAAUACUUGGUAUGCAUAUUUCUUAUUAUUUCAAUAAAGUCAAAUUAAUUUUUACAUUUAAUGGUUCAAAACUAGGUUUACCAUUUUGUGAAGCAAUUGAUAUGUGGAGUUUGGGAUGCGUAGUAGCAGAAUUAUUUUUAGGUUGGCCAUUAUAUCCAGGUUCAUCGGAAUAUGAUCAAAUACGUUAUAUAUGCCAAACUCAAAAUUUACCUAAUUUAGACAUGUUAACAAACGCAUCGAAAACUUCCAAGUUUUUUUAUAGGGAUGUUACAUAUCAAAAUAAUUGGAGGCUAAAGGUUAGUAUUAAAAUAUUCUUUGAUUUUUUUUUUUCUUCUUUUUUAUGAAUUGCUUUAUGUAUUUUUAUUUAAACUAUUAUAUAUACAAGGUGAUUUUUUUUAUCAUGAACCAGCAAUUAUCUCGGAGAUUUUUAAGUGAAUUUGAUUUCUGUUUUUUCUAAUCAUUAUGAAAUUGUUUAAGUUUUAUUUUAAAACCAUUUUUAAUUUUUUACUCUUACACCAUAUACCUUAAAUAAGUACAUACUUUUGAUUUUCAAAAGUCAGGGUUCCUAUUUGAAAAUCACCCUGUAUGUAUAUAUAUAUAUAUUUAUAAAUGCAAUACACAAGUAAUAAAAAUAUAUGUAUACAUGAAUAUGUUUGGGGUUUUACCAAUAAUGAGGUAACCCCUAUCUCAUAAGCCACUCAGAUACGAUUAAAAUGUUUCAUUUUUCACUUCCUUGAUUUUGUCAUGGAGGAUCUUACUUAUGCAGUGCCAUUUGGUUUUAUCCUUUGGAUAUUACAUUAAUUUCUUCUUACUUUGCGCUUUUGGUUUACUAGCUUUCUAAUUUCUAAUGGGUAAAUCAUUUUGUAUAAGAUUUUAAAGUCUUCAACCUCACUGAGAAAGUGUUAGCAUCUUCUUGAGUAUCCCUAAAAAGAUUUCAAUCUGUGCUUUUGUUUGUCUGAAAAUUUUUUUUUUCCUUCAUUAUAACAUUAAAUUUGAGCUUGACUAAAGUAGUACAGGAAUGUAGUUAAACAUGUGGUUAGUUCUAUUAGGCCUUCAGUUUGAACAUAGUUUCAGGAGAUACCUUUAAUAAAAAAGAAGUCAAGAAAAUUAGGGGUUUUAUUUGGAUCAUUCGGCCAGUAGGUUGUUAUUGUCAAAAGCAAAACUAGUAAUUUGUACAUAAGGGGUGAACAUUGCUAUGGUUAAACUAGUUUCUGUUAAUUAUGCUGUAUUACAGAGCAGUUCUUGUAGGUUGCGAUGUAUGCUUCUCCACAGUUUGCAGAUUUUGGAUUCGAUUUUCUUUUCAUUUGGAGUCUUCUGUGCUCUUCACUGCAUUUUACACAUAUAGAAUUUAUGGCAAUAAUUUGAGUAUAACCAAAGGCCUGCCAGUUUUACACUGGAGCACUUUUUUUUUCUUAGGGGCUUCUAUUUCAACUUUAUGAUAACAUAAACUAUCUAAAUUGUUAAUGUCUUCAUUAUUAAUUUGUGGUACUAAGUUUAUGAAGGGUAAGGGUAGUUUUAUUCUUGUCCAUUCCUUAUUUUUUGUCUUUUCAUUUAGAUAUUUGAUGUGAAGCUACUUCACUAGUUAGUCCACUAAGUUUUGUAUGUUUUUGACAUCACUGGACAUCAAUUGGUGGUGAUUUAUUUAUUUUAGGCAUUGAUUUAAUAUUAAUAUUUUUAGCCGCUUUCACUUUUUUAUUAUUAUUAGGUAUUGAGAUUGAAUAAUACCUGAGUUUAUGUAACUAAAAUUAUAUUCGAUACCUGUUAAUCAUUCUUUGAUUUUUUUUAACUACAUUUAAUUUUGAACACUAUUUUAUAGGUAAUGGAAGAACAUGAAGCUGAAACUGGAAUUAAAUCUAAAGAAGCAAGAAAGUAUAUAUUUAACUGUUUAGAUGAUAUUGGCCAAGUAAAUGUUCCAACAGAUUUGGAAGGUGGUGAACUUUUAGCUGAAAAAGCAGAUAGACGUGAAUUUAUUGAUCUUCUUAAAAGAAUGCUCUCUAUGGACCCGGUAAUUUUAUCAGCAUUUUUCAAUUAUUUAUUUUUAUACAUUUUUUAAUUUUUAAAUUUUUAAAAAACUUCAAUAGGCUAAUAGAAUACAUCCGAAUACUGCUCUUCUACAUCCCUUUGUUACACUAGCACAUUUGGUGGAUUUUGCUCGAUGUGAUAAUGUCAAAGCAAGUGUACAAAUGAUGGAAGUUUGUCGACGAGCAUUACCUGACCAUCAUUCAAGUUCUGGUCAAGCUGUUCUAGUACCAGCAACUAAUGCUAAUGUUACACUUGCUUUUAACAAUCAGGUAAGCUAUUUUUCAUAUUUAUUAAACAUUUUUUAAAAUGCUAAUUAAUUUAUAAAUAUAGAUAAGAAGUUUAUAUACCUUCCCCAUAAAUAUAACCUUGUAACAAACACAGUUAUGCUUAUUUUAUGACAUUUAAAUUUAUUUAUAAUAAAUAUGAUUGUUGUUUUAGUACCAGUUAUAUAAUAGUCGGCCAAUGGCUCGCCAAUAUAGUAGCAGUUCAAACCAACACCAAGCUCAUCUGUCAAUACUUUGUUCUGCGGGUCCUGGAGCUUAUCAAACUGGGACAUCACCCCCAAAACAUGUUGCUGUAAUGCCACCUCCGCCCCACCCAUCACAAUUGCAAAUACAACAUUCGACCAGUUUGAUUACUCAACAGGUGUAUAUAUAUAUAGUUAAAAAUUAUUAAUUGUAAACUAUUUUAUUUAACUUUAAAAUCAAGGCAACUAAUUAUUAUAUUUGACAUACUUUUUAAUUGAAAUAUAUUAUUAAUUUGAAUGACAAGUUAUGAUAAGGUUAUUAUUUAUAGGAAAAUAAAAAUGUUGUAUACUUGUUACUUAGCCUGGUGGCGGUCAACAACAAUAUGUGCCUGUAUCUAUGGUUGAUGGAAGUCGUCAAAUGAUAGCUACCUGGCCCGCUCCACCUGGAUCUCAUCAUCGUCAAAUGACUAUUGUUCCUCCACCUGGGGCAGGAGCAGCAUCUGCAGCAUGGCAUCCUGCUUCUGCUGCUGCAGCUGAUUGGGCAGCAGCUACUGUUCCCAGACCACUGCUAGUUGAUCCAGCUACUGCAAUAUUACAAGUACGAUUUUUUUUUUUUCCAUGUACACAUGUUAUAUUCCAUAUAUAUUUUGGUAAAUCAAUGAUUUUACCAAAACAUUUUAAUAUAGGAUCAACGGCAAGUAGCAUUUACAACUGCUGAUGUUUAUGAUGGUCUAUUAGAGAGCCCAACAAUGGUUGGUACAAUUUGGGGUAGUUCUAAUAAUAGUGGGAAAUCACGUUCAACAAAAACACAUAUGGCUCCGCCUCAACCACAUCAUCAUCACUCAAAUUAUCAGCAAGCACCACAAGCCCAUCAUCAUCAUCAUCACCAUAGGCAAGACAAAAAGGAUACAAUUAUAAAUACUUCAAAUCAGCUCAGUCCAGUAAAAAAACGGGUUAAAGAAGGAACUCCACCCCAAGGUUUGAUUUUAUUUUUAUAUAAUAACUGUUUACUAAGUAGUUUUCAUGAAAUUAAUUUCUUAAAAUUUUAUAUUUCUGAAUUUUUGUUUACCUUAAAACUAAGAUAUUAAAUUUUUUUUAUCCCCACGGCUCCCAAAAUGUUAAUGCCAAAAAAAUAUAAUGAUUACAUGUAAAUUUAUCUAUGUCAUAAAAAAUGAAAAAAUAAAUAAUGUAGAAAAAAUUGAAAUUAAAUGAUUUAUGCUUAGUGAAUAUAAAUCAAUAAAAAAAAUUACUUCGUAUUCAGUGAGAUAGAUAAAUUUGUUUAUGUUUCUUAAUAUGUUAAAAUCUUGGCUUUAGUUUGGUUAUAGCUAUUCUCAUUUCUUUCUAAAUGUUCAUUUUGAACCAAUAAUUAGUUUUAAUUAUAGCCAACUCAGAAAAUCCAGUUUCACGUAGGUAUAAAGUUGUAAAAGGUAUUAAAUGUUUCACAGCUUUGUUGACCAAUUCUAAGUGUUGUAAUUUCACAUGUGUCCAAAAAUAAGUGGUUUAAUAAUGAUGAUGAUACAAACUUGUUCUUUAUUGUAGAAUCUGAUGAAACAUCAAUGCACUGUUCUUGUUCAAUGUUGGACAAAUUAGUUGGAAGGUCAGCACUAAAGGGAUUCUUGACCCAGAUUUAUUGUCGAGUAUUCUGUCGAAAUAGUGUUCAAAGUGAAUUCUGAUAAAUUUGAUUCAAUAAGUGGUCAAUGAAUUUGUUUUUUUGUUGUCACAUUUAAGCUCAAAUCAUUUUUGUUAAAAUUGUAUGGUACAUAGAAAAGCAAUUAUUAAAAUUGUCUUUUCUAUAUUAAUCUUCCAAUAAACUAAUUUCCUUUGAAACAAUUUUCAUUUUAUCAAGAAGCUCAAAAAUGUGGGUUUCAUUUUUUUGCAACAAUUAAUUUAAAAUAUUCAGCUUAAAAAAAAUAUCCGUAAGGUAUGACAUCUUUGUGAAAAAUUCAGUGUCUUCAUCAUAAUUUUUUUUGUGUUUAUUGUCGUUUAAAAGAAAAAGAUGCAGUUCUCUUCUAAUCCCAAUUACGUUUGAUGAAGGCUGAAAUCUAUUGUAAUAUCUUUCCAUAGACUAAGCUCCAUCAGUGCAUAUACCACAGCAACAUUUUUCACAUUCAAUUAUUUUCGGUGGGGAGUGAAUCAAACAUUUGGAAUUAGUCAAUUACACUAUUUGACUAGCUUCUGUGUAUUGAGUAUUUAUACCCACAGAAGACGUGGUGGUAUGGUAGAGGAAACAGGGAAUAGUUACUAGUGUUGUGUACAUAUAUACAGAAAGAGAUAGAGAAGAGUAAGAGUAUGCCCGGGGCAUUGAGAGAGCCAUUAAGAAGAGAAUUGAUGAUGGAAGUGUGUGUCAGCCUCAAUUCGUUGAGAUGAUAAGGUAGGGAUAUAAAGGGUAAAUUGGAUAAUGUUUUAGUUAUGUAGUUGGUGUUAAAUAUUGAGUAAUAAUGCAUUGUAGGAAUGGAAAUAUAUAUGGGAGGUCAUUCGGGUAGAAUUCAAAAUAGACUAAUAGUAUUUUUCACAUGACUGCAUGCACACUUUCAUACUUUAAACUAACCAGUGCAGUAGAUACAUUACAUACAUUCUAUUAUGACAUGGGAUACGUUAUCAAUACAAAUUAAUUAGAAAUCAGAUGUUUAUUUUUGGAAUAGUAAAUAUUAUCUUGUAAAGUUUGAAAAAUGUAUCAAUUUUUAAAAAUAAUUUAUUUAUUCAUAUUUCAUUGUAAAAUUUCUAUUUACAAAUGUAUAUUUUAUAUUAACUUACAGAGUAUGACGGAAGAGCUAAUAGAGGAAGUUUAAUAUCUAUUUCAGACAAUAUUCCAAAUUGGCAUCAACCUUCACCUACCUAUAAACAACUGGUUAUUAUUCAAACAAAAUUAUGAAAUAAAUAAUAUUUUAUUGAUACUCAAUAUUUAUUUUAUAGAUUAACAAUCGACAACACACAAUUACAAUUCAUGACACACCAUCUCCAGCAGUUUCUGUUAUUACAAUAUCAGAUAGUGAAGACGAAGCUUCAACAAAAGGGUAUAUCCAUUUUUAUUAACAAGUUGCUUGGUAAUAAAUGUAUUCAUGUAUAUGGUUUUUUUUUUUUUUAAUCUAGAGUUCAGCUGAAUAUUAAAUCUAAUCGCAACAACCGAAAAAAUAUAAUUUCCUGCGUAACUGUUGGUGAAAGUGAUAAUGAAGAACAAUUGACAUCUAAAACUUUAACUUAUCACCAAAAACAACUUCAAAGUUUGCGUUCAACACCAGUAAUAUACCAAUCUCCAUCAAAAAAUUCUAAUAUACAAGUACCUAUAUAAUUAUUAUUUUAAUUUUAAAAAAAAUUAUCUAGUAUAUUUUAGGAAAAUUAGACAAAUCUUGUUUAGAUUUUCUUAAAUAAAUAUUUUUGUUUUUAAAUUUUUAAAAUUGUAUUGUUAUUUUUAUUAUUUAUUUAUAUUUAUUUCUGUUUUCAAAGCAUUUUUCUUAAACACGAAAAUAAUAUUAACUUAUUAAAUUAACUAAAUUUCAUUUUUUUUUUUUUAUUUUUUUUUUUUUAUUUUUUUUAUUAAUGAUUUUUCAGAACGGAGAAUAUAUUGCUUGUCGUAAUAGCCCUCCUGGUAUAGAGUUAACUGGUGGUCAAUAUUCUCAACAUUCUAUGAACACAAACUCUCAGCAACCAAUCUAUAUGCCACAAUCACAAUUGUCUAAUGAAAUAAAACACGAACCUCAUUAUAGGUAAGAUUAAUAUACUAAUUAAAUGUAUAAUACAAUUUCUUACAAUUAGUGUAGUUAAUAUUAUUGGUACUCAUUCAAUUUGCUAUCUACUGCAUAUUUAGUGGUGUAGUAAAUCAUUAACCUAAAUACAUUAGUAUAUACAUUUAUGUAUAUACCUGUAUAAACUUAGUCAUCUUGCAAUCAAGAUUAGGCUUUUUACAAUAAAAAUGAAAUUGAUCUCUUUUUGUGAGUGUUGUCUCUAUAAGUCUCUAUAGCUGUAAUAACUGUAUCAUUUGUGGUUAUUUGUAUUAUAUUAUAAUUAUUUUUAAAUUAAUUAUUAAUAUGAAUGUUUCAAUUAUGAAUUAUUUAUUAACAUAUCAUUUAAAGUUAUGAAAAGUGUACAUUUAAAAAAAAAAAAGAUUGUGAGUUAUUACUUAAUGAACAAGCAUGUAUUCAAAUUAAAAACCAAACAAUUUGUGCUAGUGAAUUGAAAGAAUUACUGAAAAAAAGUAGGAAACAAGAUUCAGAAGGAAAUAUUUUUAAAAAUUUACAUUGAAGGAUAAAAAUGAAUAAAAAAUUAUAAAACCGUUUUUAUUUGUAAAUAACAUAUUAAACCAACAUAAAAUUACAGUAGAUAGCAUUUAGAAUAAAUAUUAUAUUUUAAAUUUUUUAUUAUAAUUUCUAUAAUGUUAAAAUUUGAUAUUUAGUUCUUCCCAUGGUAGUAAUACUACCAUGACUCAGUCACAACUUAAAAGGAUUGUGUCAAAAGGACAACAACACGCUCAUCAAAACCAGGAUUGUAAUAUUUUUAAUUCGUCAGGAACAAACAAACCAGAGCCACCACAAGCUAUUGAAUACUACUGUAGUGGAACAAACUGCAAAGAUCCUUACCAUUAUGUCACUCCACAUGAUCAGCAUAUAGUUUAUGCAAGGUAUUAUAAACAAUAGGAAAAAAUAGAACUUAAAAUUGUAUUAAUUAAUAUUUGUUUAUUAUUUCAUAUUUAGCGAUAAACGUAUAUCAUAUGCAAUACCAUCAGCACAUAAGCGCAAUGUUGCUAACGCAUUAGACUAUCAACUUCAACCUCCAGUAGCACAUUCUAGUAGGGAUUCACACAUAAUAGGGGCUUCUAAAUCUGCAUGGACCCAACAGACAAUUCCAGUGCAUCAAGCCUAUAGGUAAAAUUAUAAUUUAAAUUCUUCAUCUUUUUAUUUUUUUUCAUCCUGUACCAAAUUUUAUUUAUUUACUAUUAAACAUUGAAAGCCAAAAUUUUUUAGAGAUGGGUAAAGUGUUAAUAAGAUUUAGUUUUUUGCUGUUAUUAGUUAUUGUUACCUAAAUAAACACUGAUAUAUCAUUUGCCUUUUUAUGACUAAAUUAAAUUUAAAACUAAUUUAUUUUUAAAACAUCAGUUAGCUUAGUAGGCCAGAAGUAGUCCACAGGUUAUAGGUUGGAGAUAUUGCUUUAAAUAUUUAAAUUUAUUAUUAUUUACACAUUAUGUGAUAUUUUAACUACCAAUUAUUGUACCUAUAUUUAAUUUUUAUAGAGAUAUUUUAUUAUUUUGUUUUAUCUUUACUUUAGUCUCACACAAGUGGAUUCAGCUAUUCUUAUUAUCAUGUAACCCGUUACCAUUUCUUCUUCUUCUACUAUUUACCCUAAUCCUUUCCUCAACAUACCUUUUAUCAACUUCCAUCAAUUUUUUCAGCAUAUUCAUAAUUCAUAUUUAUUUUUGUUAUUUUUAUAGAAGUCAUGUAGCUGAUUACACAACAGCUCAUCUUUCACCACAAACUCUUGGAACUAAUCGUGGACUUUCCCCAUUAGCUGGUCAACCUUUGUAUCACCAAAGUGAUAUUUAUCGUCGACAAGCAGUAUAUGUGACUACAGGUCAACCACCAACUGCUGCUGCAUAUUUACCAUCUCAACAAGUGUCUGCUACUGCUUUUACUACAGGGUAAGUAUUUAACAAAAAUUUACUCUAAAAUUUAAAUAUCAUUAAUAUAAUCAUAUUUUUAGCCCUAUACCACCUCCUGCUCAUCAUGCAAGUGCAAGACCAUUACUUACCACUCAUGCUACACAUCCAUUACCAGCUCACAUGCAACCAACUGCAGUAUAUGGCUAUUUAAGCCCUGCAAAAACACAUCAUCAAUACCAGCCACUCUGGUUUACUGAGUAGGGCUUACCACAGGGGUAUGUAUUUAUUUUUUAUAGUUAGAACUAGGACUGAGAAUGUUAUACUUAAUUAAAUUCUAAAACUAAAAUGUAUGUCCUAAUAGUUUAAAAUAAUGUUCAUAUUAAAUUGUACUUAAAAUGUCAAAUAAAAAAAAUAUGUGAAAUGUGUUUUCACGAAUCAUUUGUAUUUUAUAGGUCUGAUAAUAAAUUGAUGGCAUCGCUACUUAACAACACUGAUCGUCAAGUCAUUAGGGUCAGACCUCUGUACAUGUUAACAACUGAUACUGUGUACACCUAAUGUAAUGCACCCACGUAAUGUAAAUAUAUCAAUUUAAUUUUUCAUAUAUCUUAAAAUUAGGCAUUCGUUGUUCUUUUAAACGAAAUCAAAAUUAUGACUUUUGAAAUAAAAAUAUUAAUAUUUAGUAUUUACUAACCAUAAAAUUGAAUUUCAUUCAUAUAAAAUAUCUUAUUUGACUUUUUUAAUCUAUUCUAUUCAUUUUGAUCAACAAUUUUUUUUUCUUUGCUGGUCAUAUAUUAGUUUUAGUUUUUCCUUUUAUUCAUCAUAAAGUAUAUACAAAAUUAUUUAUGAAAUUUAUAUUAUUAUAUUAUUUGCAUUAUUUAGUUUUAAUCAUAAAAAUACACACUAAAAGUGUAAAUAAAAAAAUUUGCCAUAACAAACAUUAUUUUCAUAAUAAUAAUAUUAGUGAGAAAUUAAUUACUUAUUUGACAAUUUUUUUUUAUAUUUAUUAUUAUUUUAUUUAAAUAUUAGAAAAAAUUAUCCAUAAAAUAUAUUUUUAUUAUAUUGUAGUGAAUAAUUCAUCCUAUAUACUAUAUUAAUUAUGUAGUUGGUAUUUAUAUUAUUAUUUUUAAUCAUUAAUUAAACAGCAUGUAGCUAGAUGACAAUAAUUUUUUAUUGGUUUAAAAUACUUACAAAAUUAGAAUAGUUGUAUAAUAAUGAGGUAAUAUUGUAGAUUUUUAGAACUUAUAGUAAUUUUUUAAUGUUAUUAUUUUAGUCUGAAUUUAAAUCAAAAUAUGUCACUAUUAAUUUUAAGGAUAAUGAUUGCUAAAUAAUAUGAUAUUAAUGUUUCUAUUAAUAAGUCCUUACUUCUUUGGACAUUUGCAGAUUUUUAUUUUUUAAUUAUUAUUAUUAUUAUUAUGGUUGUGGAGUUAAAGUAUAUCACAAUAAUAACUAAAUAAGUUUUUAAUGAUUAAUUUUUUUUGUAAGUAUGCAUAUUAGUUUUAUUUUGUAAUUUUACAUUUGAUAUAGAAAUUUCAUAUUUUAAAAAUAAUCAUACAAACAUAAAUUAUUAACCAAUAAAUUCAAUAAUUUACCUUUACAAAUCUGUAUAGUUUUGAUGAUAUUUGAAUAUGUUAUAUUUAAAAUGAAAAACAUAUGUUUUGUGAUUUUUAACCAGUUUUGAAAUAAUUUUUUAAAAUUAAUAUUAAUAAUUCUAGUUGAAUUUAACUAUUUAAUCGUUUAUUUAAACACUAGUAUUUUUUGUAUAAGAAAACUAUGUGCAUUAUAAUAAUAGUAAUUUAUUCAAAUAUUAUCACUAUAUUUAGUGUUUAGUACAAACUAAAAAUGCAUAUAAUAAUUAUUGUCAAUUGAAUAUACAUUUUAAUUUUAAUUUAAUUUUUUAAUUAUUUUAAUACAUCAAGUUAUAUCAAUUUAAAUAUUAAAAAUGAAUGCGAAUUUAUAUUUUAGCUGUGUGCAAACUUGUAGUUGUGAUUUGAUAUUAUAAAUUUUAAAUUUAAUUUUCCAUAUACAGUUUCUUAACUUAGUAUACAUUUUUAAAAUAUAUAUCUAAUAAUUAUUUUGGUGAUAGGGUGUCUUUGUAUAUAGCAGAGUAUAUUUUUUUGAAUAUAGAUUUAAUAUAAAAAAAUAUUUUUCUUGUGCGAUAUUAUGGUAGUUUUAGUUAAAUUUAUUUUUUUUUAAACUAACAUUCUAUGUAUUAUAAAAUAGUGCAUAAAAUGGCUAAUGUUAUUUAGGUACAAUAUUUUUAAUCAUCAAUUUAAUUUAAAUUAAAUAUACCGAAUUUUCUUAGUGAAACAUAAUUAAAUAAUUAAACUUAAUGUUUAGGUGAAAUGUUUGGUGAUAGUAUUUGUAACGAUAUGCCUUAUGAGUUUAGUUUUUUUAAAAAUUUAUAUACUUUGAUUGAAUUGAUCAAAUAAUAUGUUUUUUCUUUUUUAAUUUCAUUUUUGUACUACGUUUUAGAAAUUAUAUAUCCUAACAGUAAAAUUAUAUUUACAAAGUAAUUAUGAUUAUUUGAUGGUUUGAUAUUCUUAUUCAUUUUUUUUUAUCAACAAGUACAAAAAUAACAUUAUUUUGGCCUAAAUUUAAAGUGGUAAUAACUAAUAAUCAUUAUGUAUUUAUAUAAACAUAGUUUUAAUAUUGAAUGCCAAUUACUAAAUAUUAAUAAUUUAUAAUUUAGUUUUGCCUAUGUUACUAGCUUAUAAAUAGUUACAAUAUAUAAUUUAUUGGUUACAUUUAAAUCUUAUACUUUACAGGGAUAAUCAACUGACAUUUAUUUCAUCAAUUAAUUAUUAUUUAUAUCAAUAUUAAAAAAAUAAAAAAUGAUUUAAAUAAAUAUAUAUGCAAUUUUUAUAAACAAAAGUUAAAAUAUUUAGUCUUAAACAAUUAAGAAAAUUUAUUGCAUUGAUUAAUACUAAAACCAUUAUUAGAAUGAAUAAAUUCUGAACUUUAAUAUAGUGAUGUUACGAAUUGUUUGAUUUUCAAAUUGAGAACCAUAUACCUAAUAGUUUAUUUGAAUCGUUGAAGAGUGAUACAAAAAUAUUAUGGAAUUUUUUUGGUUAUUUGUACUAGGUAUUAUUUUGUAAAAUGUGCAUAUCAACUUCAGUCAUUCAAAUACAAAAUUAGUUUUCUAAAUGAAGCAAACUUUUACAUUUGUUUUGAAUUUUGAAUAGUUUGUAACAUCACUAACAUAAUGCCUUAGUUAUAUUUUUAAUGCUCAUAAAUGAGUAAAAUUAAAACGUAAAAUAAAUUAUAUAAAUUAUUUUGUUUAACUUUGGACCAUAACAUAAUUAAACACGUUUUUGUAAAGAUAAUUAUACAAAUAUUUAAAAGCACUUGGCUAAACACAUUUUUUAUAAAUGUUUGUGAUAUAAAUUAAUUCAUUUUUUUUUUUUAAGCACCAUAAAUAUAUAUAUAUAUAUAUUAUAAUAUCUAUUAUGGUUUUUUUUUAAUAAUAAUAAUAAAAUAAUUUGGGUCAAUCAUUGAGUAAACAAAUAAAUAUUAAAUUGAGAAAUUAAAGUAUAUAUAUAUAAUAUGUAAGAGUUCCUGUGUUAGGGUGUUGGUACAAAUAAUAUGUAUAUAUAUAUAAUAACCAAAAUACUGGUGACUAAUUCAUUUGAGUUGUUUUUUUAUUAAAUACUAAAAUUAAUUAAUAUAGACACAACUCAUAUAUUACUGAUGAUAGACAGUUUUAUGAUUACUAAAUUGUAUUAAAUCAUUUAAAUAAAUUAAUAAUAAUGUGAAUAGUAUUUACAACAACUCAAUAUUGUUAGUAAUUAUUUUGUAAUUUUUACGAGUUUUAAAAUUAUACUAUUAACACAAAAUAGUAUUAUGGUUAAAAUACAUUUAUGUUUUUCAUUGUUUUUAUUUGACUAUUAAAAUAAUAAAUUAGUAUGUAGUUUACAUUUAAUUAUUUGAAACAUUAAUGGUUAGCUCAAAGGGUUUAUUAUUAUUAUUUUUAUCAUUUCUAUUUAAUUUUGUUUGUAUUCAUUUUUCAAUAUUGUUAGAUUAUUAUUGCAUAAUGUUAGUUUAUAUAAUAUUUUAUGGGUUGGCGUAUUAUUAUAAUUGUUGUGAGAUUUGUAUUUAAUAUUAUAUACACAAUGUAUGUCAAUAAUGUAAUGAUGUACAAUCAAAAGAACACUGCAAAUUUCUUUCUUUUUCUUUUUUUAUCAUAAUUAAUGUGAUUGUUAAUUUUGUAUGAAUUACAUUAAAAUAAAAACCUGUAUUACACACUUCACUUCAAUUAACCUGUUUAUAUACCAUGUUUAUUGAAAUGACAAUCUAUCAAAUUUUUUCCAUUGUAAUAGUACUAUAUUUACACAUAUUUCUCUCUAUUAAUUUACAGGACAUAUUUUUCCACUUUUGUAUUAUUAUUUAUAAAUAAAUAAAUAUUGCUUAUAUUUUACAACCAUAUUUCAAUUAAUAUACAUAUUCACCAUAAUUAUAUUAAAUAACAUCAUUAAGUAUGUAUGUUUUUUUAAUUUUUUCAAAAACAUUAAAAUAUGAAUUCAAUAAAAAAAAAAACUAUGCUCUUUUAAAUUGUCCUGUGAAGAAUCAAUAGAAUAUUAUACAAUUUCGGUUUUUUUGAUAUUGUUAAUUAAAAUCUAUUAUUUUCUAUGAAGGUUUAAUUUGAUUUAUUUCUAUUUUUUUAACAAUUCAAACACAAAUAGUAAAAUUAAAAACCAAAACAAAAUAUUAAUUUGUAUAGCUUUUUUUUUUUUUUUUUAAACUUAUAUUUUUGAGAACGCAUGAAACAACACUAAUGUACAACUACUGUGAUAUUUGUUGUUAAGUCAAAUUUUACUUCGGAUUGUUUAAAUGUGGCCGCACUAAGUGUAUAAGACUGUGAAGACCCUUUAUUUUAUUUUCUUCUUUUUUUUUUUAUAAAUUUUCAUAUCCAUUUUUAUUUUUAUCAUUUUUUUUUAAAGGUACUGAUUGUAUUCAUUUUACUUUGUAUUUUAUUCUUUAUUUUUUUUUCUCACUAACUUUUUUAUAGAGACCUAUACAGGCUAAUAAUUUGAAAUGUAGUAUUUAUAUAUUGUCACUUGUAGAUUGACCAUAACUUGUACUGAAUGAUUAACUCUUAGCUUCAUGUUUAUUUAAAUAUUAUAUUUAUAAUCAUAUAGAUUUAUUAUACUUAAUCCUCAAUGUUGCUUUUACCUAUAUAUUAUUGUUUAAUUAUUAUCAUUAAUAUUGUAUUGUAAUCAAAUAUUGUCAUCUGCGUAAAUUUGGUUUUAGGGUAUUGACCUAUUGGAACAAAAAUAAAAUAUAUAUAUAUAAACUUGCACUAAAAUUGUAUUUAUGUUUACUUACAUUCCUUUUUAUCAGACAAUAUUUUCUAAUGAUGAAUUUUAUUCAUACUAUGUGGUUUUUUUAAUUCAACAGUUAUUAUUCUAUUGAUACUUGUGUCAAAGUUGAAAUAGUUUAUUGAAUCCUUUCUGUGUCUAAUUACUUAUUUACAAUUUUUCACAAUUAAAGCAAUUAACAUAAAAUUUAUUAUAGCUAAAUGUACUAGUCCACCAAAUAUAUUUGCAUUAGUGAUUGAACCAUAAUAUUCAGUUAAUUAAUAACUUAAAUUAAUGACAUAAUAAUAUUAAUAGUGCCUAAAAUAUCAUUUUUGCAAAAUGUAUACCUUUGGUCUAGUCGAUUUGGUAUCAAAAUCAAAAGUUAAAUUAUGAAAGUAUUUACUCCAUUAUAUUUUUUUGAACUUUUAAUUUAGAAUAUAAUUAGUAUUACUCUUUAAACACUGCAUUAACAAUAAAAAUGUUUAUAACAAGUUUUACAAUAAAUAUUAUUAACAUUGCAAUUUAAUAAUAUAUUGGAUAUUGUAUAAAAAUGGCUAAAAUUAAAAAUAAAUUAUGUACCUACAUCCCUAUAUAUUAUAAUAUUUCUAUUGUGAGUGAUCAUGAAUGCGAGUCGUCUUCAAUUAGCAUUCCAUGGACUGAGUCUAGAGCCUAUAAUUAAAAGACAGUAUACAUUUUAUUGCAUAAUAAUAUUAAAUUUAAAUUUGUGUAUCUGUGUGAUAUAUCAAUGGCCUUAGUAUAUGUAAAGAUUUUGUGUUAUAAAUGCAUUACUUUGGCCAUCAUUAUAUCCCAAAAAUUCUUUAAAUGGUACAUAAAAUAUAUUAUGUUAAAUUCUCUGUCUAUAGAUUUUCUUUUGUCAGGAAUUAUUGAUAAUGUAAAUUUCUAAGAAAGACUGUUAUUAUUAUGGUCAAGCAUUUUGUAAUGUGCUUACAGUUGACAUAUGCAACACAUAUAAAUACAAAUAUAGAUAUGAACUUACUUUGAAAUAUUUUACAGUCUUCACUUUAAGUUCCAUUGUGGCCAGUUCAUCACACAGUAUGAGGGUUUUUGGGUGUUGUUGAAAUGCUGAAAUAGUCCACAUGUGAUUGACGCCUUUCUCAAUAGCCUUGUGCAAAGCUAGUGCCUUGUGCCAUCCCGUGAUUAGUAUCAUGACCUAGCAUAAAAGUACAAAAUUUGUAUAUAUAUGAAAUCUAUUGUUUUAGAUUCGAGUAUAGCAAAGAAUGUAUUAAUUUUUAUUAAUUUUAAAAAGUUGUUUAUUAUUAUUAAUUUUUUUUUUUCAACACUUUCUACCAGAAAGCUUAAUUCGAACUAUAUGAUAUACAUCCUUUAGACCCUAUAGACCUUUUCCUGUAAGAAAAUCUGAUUGGGAUGGUAGGUACUAUGAAGAAGUCAUUUUUCGAUUUUCCCAGUAAUUGUGAAAAAGCAUGGAGAAACCGAGAAAAACGUAGAAAAAACGGAAAAUCUGAACAAAAUAUAAUAUAAUACAUAUUUAAUUAUUUUACCAUAAUAUGAUAUAUAUAUAUAUAUAUAUAUAUAUUGUUGAUAAUGCAUCACUAUUAACUGAACACUGCUCAGAGUCGGUUUUCGGUUAUACAUUAAAUUCCCCUCUGUAUCCUACGUUCCCAACUUCUCACCUACAACAAUUGCUGUACCCGGCCCUAUUAUCCUCGAACAACAUUUUUGAAAUUCUAUUCUAUACAUAUAGCUUAAGCAAUUGACAAAAUGCAUCUAUUAUAUAAAAUAGGUUAGGAUAAAGCUUAAAAUUAUUGGACAUACAGUUUCAGCAUCCAUGACUGUGCCUACGCCAACAGUCAGCGCCUGUUUUGGCACUUGGUCGAUAUCGUUUCCGAAGAAUCGAGCGUUCGCUUCUAAUGUAUCCUGUGUCAAAGUUUUGACUCUGGUCCUGGAAACCAGUGAAGAACCGGGCUCAUUGAAUGCUAUGUGACCGUCCGGACCGAUUCCUGCAGUUCGCACAUAUAAGUAAGA
This is a messenger RNA of Cinara cedri, 36905 nucleotides long. NCBI's taxonomy places the organism in Eukaryota, Metazoa, Arthropoda, Insecta, Hemiptera, Aphididae. The record is from the annotation of a GenBank genome assembly.